GGAUUAAAUAGCUUGUGAGUGAGUCGGUGAGCCUUGAGCGCAGGAGGGAGGGGAGCUAAGGGCUGAUUUUUAUCUUUUACCGGAUCGAGAAGGGGAGGAGGCACGGAGAAUGAGUUAUUCUUGUAGCAGCACAGAGCCUGUUUGCUGCACGGUGUAUUAGCCAGCGCGCAACUAAAAGGCUCCGACGCACGUAAAUCGGCUCCUGCGGCGACGACGCCGAGAGCAUCAGAAAGCCUCAGUCCCUGGCAGGUCGAGCAGCCAACAAACCCUCUUCUUGUUGGACAUGAAAGUGCAGCAGGGCUGCAACUCAGCAGACAUGGGGAUCCCGGUUACAACCGAAGAAGAAUUGCGCAGAAACACCGUAAUUACGCCCGAGGAUGUGCUCGGGCUACAGAAGAUCACCAAGAAUUACCUCUGCUCUCCAGAAGAAAACGUCCACAUGAUCGACUUCACCAGGUUUAAGAUCCGUGACAUGGAAACAGGGACGGUCCUGUUUGAGAUCACUAAACCUCCAGCACCAGCGGGAGGCAAAAAGCAGUGUGACCCCAACGCCGGCCGUUUUGUCCGAUACCAGUUCACUCCAGCGUUCCUGCAGUUGCGGCAGGUUGGAGCCACGGUGGAGUUCACAGUGGGCGACACCCCCAUCAACAACUUCCGCAUGAUUGAGAGACACUACUUCCGCGACCAGCUGCUAAAGAGCUUCGAUUUCGAGUUCGGCUUCUGCAUGCCCAGCAGCAAGAACACAUGUGAGCACAUCUACGAGUUCCCUGCACUGUCUGAGGAAAUCAUGCGUGAGAUGAUCCUGCAUCCUUAUGAGACGCAGUCAGACAGCUUCUACUUUGUGGACAACAAGCUGGUGAUGCACAACAAGGCAGAUUAUUCCUACAGUGGAGGGCCAUAGAAGGACCUCCACCCUUUCCUCCUCCCUGUUCUAGACAUUUUCCAUGAUCCAGCUACCACUUCAGGACCAGAAAACCAAUGAACUGAUGGACAAAUCACUGGCAUUAAACCCUCCCUCCUGUUAGCUCCACGUGUUUCCAUCCAGGUCCUCAGCUGCCUGGCCUUUCAGAUUUCUCCCUUUGCCUCUUUUAGUUUUUUGCAGGAACAUUGAAUUCUGCCAGUUUUAUCAUCAGUUUGCAUCAGCGUGUGUGAGUGAGUGUGUGGGCAGCAAACACAUGCAGUGUCUGUACAUAAUGUUGAUUUCAGUCUGUAUACGUGGGUUCCACUCGAUCACCAGGAGAGCGUUUUUUAAUUUAGUGUGUUUUGAGAGAUCUGAAGAGAAACAGGAACCUUGUUGGUCCUCACUAAACCAGAUGAGGCAGAAACACGGCAAGAGACAAAGAGAGAAAUGAAACUAACCUGAAACGAUGAAUAAAUAAUAAUCCAUUCAGAUGUAUAUUUACAGUACAUAGUUUGUAUAGGAAGCUCAUUACAUUUUUACUCCUGAAGUUUCUUAAAUUUGUAGUAGCACACAUCUGAACGACUCCGUCCUCCUCCUAUUGUCUGUCAUCGGCCAGUCGAAUGACAGCCAUGUGUACUUUUGUCUAUGUGAAUGUGUCAUUUGUUUUAUGUUUUCAUGUUCAUAGUACUACGACGUCAGGAGUAUUUUUUAAAUAAAUAGCCAUUUUGAAGUGUCAGAAAACAUACAUUAGCCAAAAGUCAGAUACCACUUUUGAUAUCCAGUACAUUCUCUGUAGUACUGAACACUGUGUAUACUUUAAUUAUGAUCAAUGAUUUAAGUAAAAAAUGAAAAGGCGUGUAAAGUUUUGACAGCUGAAAUUCCAUCACUGCAAUAAAUAUGGGAUUUUUGCCUAACCUUGA
Messenger RNA from Amphiprion ocellaris (clown anemonefish), 1821 nucleotides. RefSeq names its product unc-119 homolog a (C. elegans) (gene unc119a1). Gene Ontology annotation, cellular component: centrosome; spindle midzone; spindle pole. NCBI's taxonomy places the organism in Eukaryota, Metazoa, Chordata, Actinopteri, Pomacentridae. Gene Ontology annotation, molecular function: lipid binding. The coding region runs from base 284 to 901 and encodes 205 amino acids. The transcript has 5 exons. The record is from RefSeq and is a predicted model, not a curated record. Gene Ontology annotation, biological process: lipoprotein transport; positive regulation of protein tyrosine kinase activity; visual perception.